AUGUCCGCUUCGUUGGUAACAGGCCCUUAUGGCGCCCAUCAACUCUCACAGCAUCCUCUCUACAACUGCGUUACAGCACCACAACCUCCUCCAUCUCCACCAGUAGACGAAACAUCAAAAUGUUCAUUGCCAUCUAUAUCAAGCCUUUUAGGCCUGGCCGAUGGAUCAAGUCCCCAAGAGCAAUCUCCACAACAGACAUCGCAGCAACAAUCAGCACAAUCAACAAAGAGCGAAUGUCGACCAGGCUCAGGGCAUCAAACCUAUGGCCCUUCGCCUGCUAUGAGCACUCGUGGUGCUCUCCCGCCUACUCCACCAAUGCAAUCCGAGUCUGCUUUCGACGGGCGUCAGUCACCGUCUGCUGGAUCUACCUCUGGAUACUCUGUGGCUUCUGCGCCUAGCUAUUACUUUACUCCUUCGACUAUAUCAGCGAUCCACAACGUUGAAUCACAUCCCCAUCGUCAACACAUCCCAACUAUGCCUCAACGAAGAGUGUCAAUGCCAGCGGCAUCGAUAGCAUAUACUCAGCCAACAUUCAAUGGUUCUCAGUAUAACAUGUCACCUACUCAACAACCUUACUAUGCGGGUCCGAUGCAAUCAGCACCACCACAGUCGCAAAUUUCUGGGCUCUACUACCAAAGACCUCUUCCUCAACAAUUUCCCCCAUCAUUAAUGCCGGUUUCUGUGACAUUAACACCAUCCUCGGGAGCCAACCCAUGGCAACAUCACCACUACAUUUCUCCCUCCUCGGUGGCCUCGUUCCCCCAAUCUCAAGAUCGCUAUAUCUGCCAAACUUGCAACAAAGCGUUUUCACGGCCGUCGAGUCUACGGAUUCACUCGCACUCACAUACGGGAGAAAAGCCGUUCAAAUGUCCGCAUCAGGGAUGCGGAAAGGCGUUCAGCGUCCGGAGCAACAUGAAGAGACACGAACGAGGCUGCCAUAGUUUCGAGGGUGAGACUAUGGCGUGA
Venustampulla echinocandica is the source of this 966-nucleotide messenger RNA. Its product is annotated as C2H2 and C2HC zinc finger. Gene Ontology annotation, biological process: regulation of transcription by RNA polymerase II. Bases 1 to 966 code for a protein of 321 amino acids. The transcript is spliced from 3 exons. Lineage: Eukaryota; Fungi; Ascomycota; Leotiomycetes; Helotiales; Pleuroascaceae. Gene Ontology annotation, cellular component: PcG protein complex; transcription regulator complex. The record is from RefSeq and is a predicted model, not a curated record. Gene Ontology annotation, molecular function: RNA polymerase II cis-regulatory region sequence-specific DNA binding; DNA-binding transcription factor activity, RNA polymerase II-specific.